AUGAAGGCUCUCCUCGCGAAAUGGAGGAAAAAAGAACAUACGAAAAAAGGACCGGGAAGGCCGGCUCACAAUGCUCAUCCUCAAACAUGCAGCGGAGAACCGAUACCCCUCGAAGAAUUGAAAAGAAAAGAAAGAGAAAGGAGGGAAAAAAAAUUAUUGAGAUCUCUAGAAAGACAACAGAGAAAACUUGCAGCCAAAGGCAUCGUCGUUGACGUACAAACUCUCAGACGAGAAUGGGAGCAACAGCAAUUGAGUAAGAAAAACAAUUCUAGAAACGUCAUGUCGACGGAGGAAAACGCAAAUCUUUUCUUGCAACAUAACACCGAAUCGAAUUCGAGUUUGUGCAGCGUGUCGAGCGUGGGUAACGUAUCGAAUCGUGACGUCGAAAUCGACGUCGUCGGUGACGACGACGACGACGAUGACGACGAUGAUAUAUCAUCAAUUCACAAAAGCGAUUAUUUAAACGUGGAAAACGAAAGCGAAUUGGAACCGAUAUCAUACGUAUCCGGCGAAACGGAAGAUAAAACAAACGAAAAUCGAAGGCUAACACAAGAGGAACGUAUAAAACUCGGUUUUAAUUUAAGACUUAACGAUAGCGAUGCAUCGAAACCGGAUAUGGAUUUCGACAAUGUACGCAACAACGGUAAACAGAAAGAUGGAAGACUGAAAGACUCCGAACAGGAAAACAGUUCGUGUGAUAAAAAACUAUCAAAGUUAAAUAAAAGCGAUAUGAGAAUAAGUGAUUGUAGGCAAAAUUGUGCUAAUUCAAUGAAUUUGACAUUUUCUUUUUUUAACAAUCGUUCCAUUCUCAACAGCAAACCGAGAAGGUUAAAUCCUUUUAGCAUAGAAUCAUUAUUGAGCCGAGCGGAAACAAUGAACGCGGAAAAUAAAGACAUAUCCGGUAAAAUGGUGACGUAUCAUCAUCACCUCAACAAAACAAUGCUGCGACUACGACGACGUGACAAAUCGCCAUAA
Molecule: messenger RNA, 975 nt
Organism: Pediculus humanus corporis (human body louse)
Lineage: Eukaryota; Metazoa; Arthropoda; Insecta; Psocodea; Pediculidae
Exons: 2
Coding region: 1-975 (324 amino acids)
Biological process (GO): regulation of gene expression
Molecular function (GO): sequence-specific double-stranded DNA binding
Source: RefSeq, a predicted model, not a curated record